AUGCUGUCGACACCACAGAAGGUCCUUCGUGAUACGCUAAGAGAGAGGGUCGACUCUUCUAGCAGCAAAGACGCUAGCUCCCAUCCAGACAUCGACGACAACAACAACAAUAACAACAUCAACAACAACCACGUCGACGAAUCAUCAACAGACGAAGACGACGAUCGCGGAAUGGAGAUGCGAAGGGAGGCACUGAGACAACGGGGGAGGGAGAGCUAUGCGAAGCGGAAAGAAUCGUCGACCGUUGGCACAAACACAGCGCCGGUUAUCACCCGUGGCAGCCGGAGGACUGGGGCAAGCGAAAGUUUCAUGGAUCGUAUCAAUGCCAUUAGCAACGAGGACGAUGACGAUGAUAACGAUGACGAUGACGGUGAAGAUAUAUUUUUCAACGAAUCUAGGUCAAAGUUACGGCCCGAUAACGAAAAGAAGCCCCCCCAACCGAGAAAGAAGCGGAAACCCGAUACUGGCAACGGGGACUCGGCGUAUAUUCCUCCCCACGAUGAUGAGGCUUCAGAAACGGAGGAGGAUGAGCCCUACCUUGAGCCGGAACCAGGUUCUGGGAAGAGGAAGGCUUCAUCAAGCCAGCGUCCCCCAAUGGAUUCGUCCCCCCAAUUGCCAAUGCGGCAGACGUCUCCAUCGAGGACAAAGGCAACACGCGUAAAUUCAACAUCAACGACAGGCACGGUUGUCAGCAGAUUCAAGGAAGGGAGCAUGAGGAAUCGCGCUAGUGUCGUCCCGCCAGUAGAGAUUAUCGGGAAGCUCCCGUCCUCAUCACCACCACCACGGACUGAUGAUAUGCCAAACGGCAUAGGAGGGGAAUCGAAUGUCUUUAGUUUUGGUAGUGGUACAGAGAAACCUGGGGCCGAGGCUAUGGCGGCGGCGGCGGCGGCGGGCAAUCAUAAUAAUGAUGGGUCAUUUACGCUUGGUGGAAUGGCUUCAUUGAUCCCCUUCAACCCCUUCAAGUUUGUUAAAGGUAUCAAGGAGUCAUGGGAUCGACAGAAACGUUUCCAGGCGGAAAGAGAGCAGCAGAAGAAGGAGCUAAGAGAACGGAGAAUCAAGGGAUUGCUGGCCUACGAAGAAUUUAAAAGAAUGGGUGCAUUACAAGGAUACGCCGGGAACGCUGCAGCAGUCAUGGGAGCUCAAAGCAAGGCUAAAAACAGUGCUUCAUCAUUGGGGCCGAUCAGAGUAGAACGCGACCAAAUUGGAAGGGCCUUCAACACUGAUCAGCAGAGUAGUCCAUUAGCCAGAAACAAUUCAAAGGUUAGAAGGAAGAAAAAAUCAACCAGGACACCGUCAGUUGGGGUCGACGCCAGCAUGACAGGAAUGGCACAGAGCUUUUGCGAGGGUCGUGAGUCCUACGUUGAUGAACAUGGUACCCUGCACAGAUACAGCGUAGAUUCCAAAUACAUGAGUCCUCAAGGAAGCUUCAACAGAAGAAUGAGCACGUCCAAGCCCAUCACACCGAAAACCGGUGCAAUGGGACCACCUCCCCCAAUUCCAUCAUCAUCCAGAGCUAAUGGUGGUGACUUUGAGGAUGCGAGAAUCCUCCCUAAAAAGAAGAGCAGUGUUUUCUCCGUGUUCGGGGGCCGCAGCGAGGAUAGUAAAGAACUACAGAAGCUGAAGCGCCAGGAACAUCUCCAGAAGAAGGGUCAGUGUCAUGUCAGCACGCGAAUCGGCAAUGUCCCUUCGAUGAUGUCCGACGAGACCGACGAAGGGGACAAAACCGAAGUAGAUGAUGACCACGCCGCUCCUCUCUCGCCCCUCGCCAAUGCAGGUAGCAUCGGUGGUAGUUUUAUGGCAAAAACAGCAGGAAUGACUAUUGUGGAGAAUUCGGAUGAGCAAGCACAGCAGCAGCAGGCUGGAGAACCGGUCUUGCCUGACAUCCCACUUCCUAAAAAGGCCCCGAAAUCAAGUCUAAGCGGAAGGAGAAGGGUUAUAUCUAGCUCGGCGGCUGGUUCUAGCAGCGCUUCUGCCACUGCCGCUGCUUUGAAGCAUCAGGGGUCGAUGCCUGCGAUAUCGAGAGUGAGGAAGGGAUCAUCAAAGGUGGAGGCCAUACCUCCAGUGCACAAGUUUACGAAUGGUGGAUAA
Morchella importuna is the source of this 2088-nucleotide messenger RNA. RefSeq lists its product as uncharacterized. The record is from RefSeq and is a predicted model, not a curated record. The coding region runs from base 1 to 2088 and encodes 695 amino acids. Lineage: Eukaryota; Fungi; Ascomycota; Pezizomycetes; Pezizales; Morchellaceae. The transcript is spliced from 3 exons.